AUGGUCCGAAUCAAGGAGAGGUAUCUUCUCGUUAACAUCAUUUAUCCACCUGGAGCGUCGAAACAACAAGGGAGCAAUGUACCGGAUUUUGUGGUUAUGCAUCAACCGACGACGGGGCAGCUCACUCCCCAAGCACUUGUGAAGGCGCUGCGCGCUGAAGUCGCUUCACUCUUUGGUGAUUUCGGAUCCGGAGCGAUCGAGGGGAACCUUCAAGUCAAAUACCUCUCACCGGCAACUUCGACUUUCAUCCUGAGAGUGAAAAGGGAGCACUAUCGCAUGGUCUGGGCGGCCUUGACUUUCAUGGACCGUGUUCCUCUUAAGAACGGAGACGGCAAGCCGUGUACGUUCAGGGUGGUCAGAGUGAGUGGCACUAUUCGAAAGGCCGAAGAGGAGGCAAUCAGACAAGCCAGGCAACUUGUGCUUGCCGCCAAGGACUCCGUCGCAGCUGCGGCGGGUGGCGCGCUGCCAUCGUUCAAUGAAGGCAAGGCACAAGCUGCGGAUACUGUCAUGUUCGACGCAUCUGACGUCUCGGAUGACGAGAACAUGGUCGAAGAUGACGGAUGA
Colletotrichum karsti is the source of this 564-nucleotide messenger RNA. RefSeq names its product Rpp14 family protein. The coding region runs from base 1 to 564 and encodes 187 amino acids. The record is from RefSeq and is a predicted model, not a curated record. Gene Ontology annotation, biological process: tRNA 5'-leader removal. The transcript is spliced from 2 exons. NCBI's taxonomy places the organism in Eukaryota, Fungi, Ascomycota, Sordariomycetes, Glomerellales, Glomerellaceae. Gene Ontology annotation, cellular component: ribonuclease P complex.